UCCAUGACUGCAGGUGGGAUAAGGUACUAAGACCUGAGUCCACCUGAAGCUGAUAGGCCCACUGGUGGGAGUAAUUUAGGUUACUCGGAGCAUCAGGGAAUGUGGGCUGAAUAUAUACUGGCUCAUCACGAUCGUCCAACAGUUCAUUCCUUCUUUGUAUUUUCCGUUCGUAAGAUCGGCACUGGUUUUUCUUCACUUCAAAGCUACUACAGGUUGAAGAGCAUGAGGAACUUCUACUUUCUUUUUCUCGGCAUUGCUGUCGUCACAGCACAACGCCGUCUUGCUCUUCCAGAUCCACGGAGUUGUGGAAAUCGUGUUCGUCAUGCUUCUUAUAGAGAUGCACGAGGUCUUGCGCAUUCAUAUUUCUUCAGCUGGGAGCAUGCACCUACAAGCACCUUAGAGGUCGACUGGCUAGAUGCUCGUAAUAUUUGUCGUAGACAUUGCAUGGACGCUGUGUCUCUAGAAACACCGCAAGAGAACGAAUUCAUCAAACAGAGGAUUGCUCGAGGAAAUGUGCGUUAUAUAUGGACUUCGGGACGCAAGUGCAACUUUCAAGGCUGUGAUCGCCCAGAUCUUCAGCCCCAAAAUGUGAAUGGGUGGUUUUGGUCUGGAUCAGGAGCAAAAAUUGGACCAACCACUCAGAGAAAUACGGGAGAUUGGAGUCAUACGGGUGGUUAUGGACAACAGCAACCCGACAAUCGUGAGGCUGCGCAGGGUAACGAUGAAUCUUGUUUGUCAAUUUUGAACAACUUCUACAAUGAUGGCAUCAAAUGGCAUGACGUUGCUUGCCACCAUGUGAAGCCUUUUGUCUGUGAGGACAGCGAUGAACUGCUUAAUUUUGUUGCCUCUAGAAAUCCAGGGAUUCGCUUGUAAAGAGUAUUGUGGAAAUAGAGAAGGCUAAAUAAGUAAUGCAAACUUAAAACAUUAUAUUACAUUACGACAUUGUAACAUAUUUUCGUCUAACUAACCGAUAUUCUUUUCGAUGUCUGUUUGUAAAGCAUUCAGUGGAUUUAUUAGAGUUAUAAAACCGGAUGUACGAUUCUGGUCGCAAUUUUGAAUAUUUUUGUCUGAUUUUUUGCAUGCGUCAUUUAAAUAUUCUUCUCUUUAAUUGAACAGGGCCGAUUUUUCGAUAAAAUGUUUAAAUAUUUUUAAUUAAUUGAAAAUAAAGAACAAUAGCAUAAAGCUAAAUGCUAGGUGUGUGUCCACGUUCGCGGCACACUCACUGGCCUGCAUAAAGCCGGUUCGAGACAGGCACCCUGGAGCGCGUCCAGGUUCUCGUAACGGGGGGCCCUUUUAUUGUUAUGAGAUUUAACCCAGUUACAUAAACUGAAAUUAUACAAGCAUGACUUGAUUCAAUUUUAAUUAGCAGAAUUAAUUUAUUUAUAUAAUUUAAAGAAAAUGAAAAAAUAUUCAUGAAAAUGGGUUAAUAUUUGCAGUAAUUAUAGAAAUGUUAAAGUGCACACCAAGGUACAGGUGGAUACACCAUAGCGUAUCGAAUCAUACGGAGGGAGCGAUCCUUCCAUUGUUAUGAGAUUUCAUGCUUGUUGCGAAAAAUAACAUUUGAAAGGAUGGCUUCAUUCAAUUUCAAUUUUCCAAACUUAGUUUAUUCAUGUAAUUGGAAGAAAAUAAAAAAAGAUUUCUGAAAAUCGGUUAAUAUUUGCAGUAGUAACGAAGACGAUAAAGUGCACACAAAAAUCUAGAUGUCCCGAAAACCUGACACAUACUCCCUUAAUCAGAAUAAAAAGUUCUAAAUUAAAAACUACUGAUUAAGAAGUCUUAUCAAUUUUGACUAAUAAGCUUUACAAAAUGCAAUUUCAGUUUGCUAGUUAACAUGGCGACAAAAGCUUACUGAAGCAAUUACUAACAGACUCCGGCCGAUAAAAAUUAUCAUUUACGUUUUGAGAACUUGAAAUUCAAAAAAUGAACAUUGAACUAAGAUUUAAAUGUAUAUAUGCAAUCCAAAUGAAAAAUAAGGUUAAAAAUAUGAGUGAUAAAUAUUUUAUCCACAUAUAAACUGACAAAAUUAUAAUCUUUUCCGUUUUUGAAGCAUGAAACUGUAUCCCCAAAUCGAUGAUUUUUGUACCCCGGAAUUCAGUAUACGUAUAUCACUUAAUGAGUUUACAAGUUCGAAUCUAAGUUUUGGAAAAAUAUUAAAAUUGAUAUUUCACAUUGUAUUCCACUAAUGAUUCCCCUUAUUUUUAUUUCAUUUAGGCCUUCAAGCUUUAUAUAAUUUUCACAUAAUCUGUUAAAGAUAUAUCCCAAAAAAUUCUGCCCAUAUUAUUCUUAUUGUGUGAACGCUUUAUUUAUACUUCUAAUAUUGAAAUAAGAUUAGAACGUAUUUCAUUUUAUUUUGAAAUUGACGAAAUUAUGUUGAAUCUCGCACAUUUAUAGAAAUUUCAAACAAUGAAUUAUUUGAGAGGGGCUUGAGAUUGCGAAAUAAGUGGGUGGCCAUGUGUUCUUUGAAAUAUGUAGGGGUGUGUGGGGCCUUAGAAAAAAUCUAUUUUAACUCGCUGAAUCCGAAUCUGAAGUCAGAAAUAUCAUAUUGUCUCGUGUUUUAACCCUAACAUCAAGAAAAAUCCUUUAAAAGGCGAUUUUCCGCCAAAUUCGACAAAAAGAAAGCUGUCUGUCCGACAGACCAGAGCAGUGUAUCCUUGUGUAUUUUG
Molecule: messenger RNA, 2663 nt
Organism: Belonocnema kinseyi
Lineage: Eukaryota; Metazoa; Arthropoda; Insecta; Hymenoptera; Cynipidae
Exons: 5
Coding region: 100-873 (257 amino acids)
Source: RefSeq, a predicted model, not a curated record